AUGGAUAUUGCCUCUGCUACAGUGACCGAUGGACAUGGCUUCACUAACACGUCAAUCGCGAUGGAGUUGAAAUGGGUGGCCGACCCCAAACAUCUGGCAGAUCGAGUCGGGCGUCUCCUGCGUACAGGCGAUUUGGCACAAGCUGCCGCUCUGACUCGAGAGGCACAGCGCAGGCAAAUGAGGUCCGACGGAGCGUGGAACCACUUAAUGCGAUAUGCCAUGGAUAAGGGCUACCCGGAGGCUGCGUUCAAGUUCUACAAUGAUAUGAAAAAGCGAGGCCAAAUGCCAACUGCCAAAACGUAUACUGUCAUGCUCCAGGGCUUCGCCAACCAACCACAGUCUCGUCUCCUUGUCAAAAAGGCCGAAUCUGUAUAUCGAUCGAUCUUCUCGAAACAGUCACAAGUCAAACCAAACAUCAUUCAUUCAAAUGCUAUGCUUGGAGUCUGCCAGCGUCAUGGCGACAUGGACUCUCUCUGGCGAAUUGCUGGAGAAAUGCCCGACGAAGGGGACGGAAGGCCGGAUGAGAGAACAUAUAGUAUAAUUUUGGCCGCCCUCCAGCACGCUGCCCGCAAUGAUGUUCAAAAGAUGGAUGCCAGUCAGAUCGACCAAAUCAUUGCUCGCCAAGAAAAAAUGGUCAUUGAAGGCAAGAGAAUAUGGGCUGAUGUUGUUUAUCAGUGGAAAGAGAAUGGCCUGGACUUCAAUAACCAGCUUGUGAAUUCGAUGGCCUAUCUCCUUCUUGAUGGUGUUCACGACAGCGAUUUCUACGAUAUAUUCGCCCUGUACAACCAAACCAUGGGAAUUCCUAUUCUUGUGAAGAAACCGACAGCAAACAUCAAUGCCUCUCGCCGACGAGCUGAAUUCAAACUUACGACUGAACACCGAGCCCAACUUCAAAUUUCGAAAAUGGACGGGGCAGUAAAGCCAGCCGAGGAUGUCCCAUUCGUCGACGAAAACAAUAGACCCAUAAAUUCAAAUGCCGAGAACAAUAGGACCGAGGAAGAGACAUUGAUGGAGGAGGAAGAGAUGGAACGGGAGGAUGACUUUGAGUCGCUCUUCGAGCCUGUCGUUACCAAGUCUGUCGCUACCGAGCCUAUUGCCGCCGAAGCCGGGGAACAACAACUUCCAAAGCCUGACAACAAGGAUCUCACCAUGAUCCUGACAGCCUGUUUCAAUAUGACUCAAGGAUCUGGCCAGGGCCCCGAUUAUUGGGAUUUGUUGACCAAGGGGCCAGAUACGCUCCGCGUCCAGCCCGACGAAGUCUCCUCCAUGGUUUAUAUGCGUCUCCUUCGUCAAACACGAUCUAGCAAGAUUGCCGUGCAAACAAUCCGUGAGCAAUUGCUUCCCGUACGUCUUGCAAAUGGCAAUGCGUUCCACGUUGCGCUCGCGACUUGCCGUCGCGACCGCCGUAACAAACACAUUCUCGUCCUAAUGAGCGAGCUUUUGGACAUGAUGCGCAAAGCCUGGAUUCUUCCUGACCCCCGAGUCCUCGAAGGGUAUCAGAAUUUCAUCGAGACGUUGUGUGAUGAUCCACAAGUCCUCAUGAACAUGGACGGUCUGGGAAAAAUUUCCAAACAUUCCACCUUGCAAUCAUUGGGCAAGCAACUAGUGACCAAUCUGCGUCUCAAAUCUCUGGCCACAUUGCGCCCCCAUGUGAUCCAGAUUCACGAGGCUAUACAGUCAGGCAAGGUCGGCCCAAAGACCCGCUGGGAAGAUCUCAAAGAGAACAGAUACGGAAGACCUCAAAUGAACGGCCAUAUUUGUCUUGGUAUUAUGAAUGAAGCUCGCAGAGUGAUUGGCGAGACAUUGAAGCCUGAAUUCUCGAAAUUCGUCUCCAAGGCCGAGCAGAAGAUUCUUCUUGCGGACUCGAAAAUGCUAAAGCCCUACUCUGACUCUGCUACCAUCAAGGCUAUACAGAAUAAAACGAUAUACCCGACUCGGGAGCAGCGAGUUGCUUUUGAUGAGAUGCAGAUGGAGUUUUUGGAGCUUGGUAUGGGAUGGAUACAUAAGAAGAAGAAGAAGAAGCAGCAGGAAAAGGUAAAUGAGCUUUUGAAGCCUCCGCAGCUUGAAGCUGAAGUCGCACCUGAGGCCAAGCCUGAAGUCGAGACAAAGCCUGAGGCCGAGACCAAGCCUGAGGCCGAGACCAAGCCUGAAGUCGAGACCAAGCUUGAAGCCGAGACCAAGCUUGAAGCCGAGACCAAGCCUGAAGCCGAGACAAAGCCUGAGGCCGAGACCAAGCCUGAGGCCGAGACCAAGGCUUGA
Molecule: messenger RNA, 2259 nt
Organism: Penicillium cosmopolitanum
Lineage: Eukaryota; Fungi; Ascomycota; Eurotiomycetes; Eurotiales; Aspergillaceae
Product: pentatricopeptide repeat-containing protein
Exons: 2
Coding region: 1-2259 (752 amino acids)
Molecular function (GO): protein binding
Source: RefSeq, a predicted model, not a curated record